UUCUUUUCUUUUUCUUUUCCAAUUCAAACAAUGUCAACAUCCAAAACACUUGAACGGUUAAAUACAAUCGCCAAUCACUUGGAACCUACCGCUAAGAAAGACAAAGCCUUGGAAAAGUCUGAAUGGAAGGAUAUUAUUCAUGAAAUACGUAGAAGGCAACGACAAAACCGAACAGCAAAUGCAAACGAUCGUGGUUACAUUCGUCAAAAGACAACAGGUAAACUUUGGGUACGAGAAAGAAUCGAUCGCUUGGUGGAUCAAAAUAGUUUUUAUGAACUUGGAAGCGUGGCUGGAAGAACCAAAUAUGCCAAACAAGAUACGGAUGAAAAAGAUGAAUAUACUCCUGCUAAUUUUAUUGCUGGAAAAGCCAAGAUGAAUCAACGUCCUAUUAUUGUGGCUGCUGAUGAUUUUACUAUUCGUGGUGGACAUGCUGAUGGUGCUGUUUGGGGAAAAUCGUUAUAUGCUGAACAACUUGCACGAAGCUUAAAAAUACCUAUGGUGCGUUUAAUUGAUGGUAGUAGUGGGGGUGGAUCUGUAACACUAGCUUUGGACAAAGGAAGCACUAUGUUACCUCCUUUAAUUGGUAUGCAUGAUAUGAUUGCAAGUUUAUCUGAAAUUCCUGUUGUGGCAGCUGCUCUUGGUCCUGCGGUUGGUUUAGGUGCAGCUCGAGCUACAUUGACUCAUUUCUCGGUGAUUCCUCAAAAUAUUGGCUCCCUUUUUGCGGCUGGUCCUCCCAUUGUUGCUAAUGCUACAUUUGAAACAGUGACCAAGGAAUCUUUAGGUGGUGCUUUGAUUCAUACUGCGAAUGGAUCCAUUGACAAUCUUGCUGUAGAUGAAGAUGAUUGUUUUGCUCAAGUUCGACAAUUCCUCUCUUACUUACCUGCCAACACACAUCAAUUACCUUCAAGAAUCAAUAACGAAAAUGAUGAUCCCAAUCGAUGUGACGAUGAACUAAUUUCUAUUAUUCCAAGGCGACGACAACGGUCUUAUCAAGUUCGAGAUAUUCUUAUUCGGGUAAUGGAUCAAGGCUCUUGGUUUGAAAUUGGUGCUCGAUGGGGUGAUGGUGCUGUAUGUGGAUUGGCUCGUUUAAAUGGUUAUCCUGUUGGUAUUAUCUCUUUUGAUGGAAGCAAGCAAGGAAAUGUUCUGACCACUGCUAGUUGUCAAAAGUUUAGACGUCAUAUUGAUUUAUGCGAUGUGUUUGGUAUUCCUAUUCUCAAUUUUGCUGAUUAUGCAGGCUUUUCAGUAGGCACUCAAGCUGAGCGUGAAGCAACUAUUAGACAUGGAUCAACUUUAACAGCUGCUUUAUAUCAAUGUGAUAUUCCUUACUUUACAGUUGUAUUACGUAAGGUAUUUGGUGUCGCUGGUGCUGCUUUUGUUGACAAUCGUAUUCCCAAUAUGAGAGUAGCAUGGCCAUCUGGAGACUGGGGCUCUUUACCAUUGGAAGGGGGAAUUUAUGCUGCCUAUAAGCGGGAACUAGAUGCUGCUGGCGAUAAAAAACAAGAACUCUAUGAUAAUAUCAUGGCCAAAUUUGAAGCUGUCCGUUCACCUGUUCGAACAGCUGAAGCUUUUGAUAUCGAAUUGAUUGAUCCUCGUCAUACUCGUCCUAUCCUUUGUGAAUGGGUACAAAUGAUUUAUGAUCAUAUUUUACCUGUACGUUUAGAAAAAGUGAAAGUGAAUGGACCUAGAGUAGUUUAUAGACCUUGAUUACUAUUAUUAUUAUUAUUAUUUUUACAUAAUAAACUGUAUGUGUUAUUCGUUUGUAUUUA
Halteromyces radiatus is the source of this 1766-nucleotide messenger RNA. RefSeq names its product carboxyl transferase. NCBI's taxonomy places the organism in Eukaryota, Fungi, Mucoromycota, Mucoromycetes, Mucorales, Cunninghamellaceae. The record is from RefSeq and is a predicted model, not a curated record. Bases 31 to 1704 code for a protein of 557 amino acids. Gene Ontology annotation, molecular function: propionyl-CoA carboxylase activity. The transcript has 9 exons.